CCAAGUCAUACAUUGAGGAUUUACCUAAACGCUCAUCACCACUUUAUGCUUUUAACACAACUCUGAUCGCAGCCACUCUAUUGCAAGAUGCCUCAUCAUCGAAAGGCCAAGCACUCAGGAUGCCACUCUCAGACUAUCCUUACCCCGUCUGAGCCAUAUGUAGAGGCUGUCACUUUCCAGUGCAUUCUUCCCACUGAGGAACCUGCAAUCAAGCGCAUCACAAGGCCACUCCCAUUUGCCGAUAACAUCAGCGAGAACUUAGCUUGGGCGUCUGCUUUCAUUGACCGCGCUGCCCACCUCAACGAGGACUAUGAGCUUCUCAGGCAGCGACUUCAUGCCGCCAUAGAUACCAUUGGCAACGAUGCUAUCGAAAUGACGCUUCUCCGCCAGCAACUUCAUUCUCAGAUUCACAGCAUUGAACAGCUUGAGUCCAAGGUGGCUGGCCAAGAGAAGGCCAAGAAGGAACUUGGGCAACUCCUGGCCAAAAACCGAGAGAUGGCUCUCAAGGCAGAGAAAGAGCUUGCCAACAAGCUUCGAAAGACUGAAAAGGCUCUUCGUCAGUCUAAGACAGCCGAAAGUCGUCUCAAGAGCAAGCUUGACAAGACUAUUCUUGAGGCUUAUGAGAGGGAGCAGCGUGAGGCUGAGCAUGACAGAGAGGACCAUGAAUCCAUCGACUCAGCUCAUGAUGCACUUGAGAGGGCACUUCAGGAGAAGGCUGCCCUGCAAGCUGAGCUAGAUGCUACCAUUCAGCAGCUCACAUCAACCCGACAUGAGCUCAGUGUCGCACAGGAAGCUAUGGAGACCUGCAAGAACAACUGCCAAGCCAAGGAGGCACAGAUAAGUGCCCUUACUGAGCAACUUGCAACUGCCAACAGGGUCAAUACUGAACUCUCUGCUACUCUUGAUAGCACUAAGGCGGCGCUGUCUGCUAAGGAGCAGGAAGCAGCAGGUCUUACCGAGUCUCUUAACCAGGCAAACAGUAGCCUGGAAGCUGCCAACCAGGCCAUCGCUCAGAAAGACAGUGCCAUCAGCACCCUUGACGCUAGUCUGGCUGGUGCUCAAGAGGAACGAGACCAGAAGAUCAAGCUGCUCCAGGAGCUCCAGGAUUCCACUCAGGCAACUCAAAAGGCUCUCCAAGACAAGAUUGAUCAGCUGAGUGCUCACGAUCUGGAGGACCACCAGCGACUUGAGGCGGCCAACGAGGCUAAGCGUCUCUCUGAUGAGUCUAUUCGAGACCUGCAAGCCAAGGUUGAUGCUGCCACUGCUCAUGAUGCUGAAGUGCAAUCAAGGCUUCAGGCUGAGGAGGAGGCCAAACGAGUUGCAGAAGCUGAACUUGAACGAGUCAAGCUCCAGCUUGAAGAGGCCAACAAGCCCAAACUGCCAAACAAAGUGGCUCUUAGGAAUCCCAUCCCUAUUGUGGGUAGUCUCGGAGGUGCUGCAGACAACUACGAUGAUAUUGUGUACCCAAUUGUCAGCUCGUUCUCUGUCACCAUCUUUGGUCAUUCCUCCACCAAUGUCCAAGUGUCUAUCAAUGGCCUCCUCAGUCUCGAUACAGGUAACAGAAUUUAUAACUAUCAGCCCCUGCCAUAUCGAAGCAGCGACAUUCCUCCUUAUACGCUCUUCCCCUUCUGGUGCGACCUGUACAUCUACAAGGACACCCCUCAGGGUAUCUAUUACGAGAUCAUAGGCCAGGCUCCAUCACGCUCCCUCUGCAUUGAGUGGUAUGUCUCACGCUACCAAGACAGAGACCAGUACUAUCACUUCAUGGUAAUUCUUGAGGAGGCGCGACCCAACCUUGUUACAUACAAGUACUUUGAAGCUCUUGAUAAGGGUGCUAAGUGUACUAUUGGAGCUCAAGGCCCCAACAGUGUUCAGCAAUGGUCUUACAACGAAGCCAAGGCUCUGCCCGGCGUUCAAGUCACCAUUGACACUAGCUCUGGCUCAGUAACUGAGAGCACAUUCCCGAUCAACAACUAAUCAAUGGAUAUGUCAAGGAUGGUCUAGUCACCCGAUGAUUGGUUGUACCCUACUGGAUUUCUAGAUUAAGUAAAUUGAAAUUGUGUUUUCUUUAAGUAUUAUAGCUUCAAUAAUAAGGCUUCCAUU
Fusarium redolens is the source of this 2103-nucleotide messenger RNA. RefSeq lists its product as uncharacterized. NCBI's taxonomy places the organism in Eukaryota, Fungi, Ascomycota, Sordariomycetes, Hypocreales, Nectriaceae. Bases 88 to 1977 code for a protein of 629 amino acids. The transcript has 5 exons. The record is from RefSeq and is a predicted model, not a curated record.